AUGAAUGCCUCUUCGAGCUCGCGAUGGACAAAGAGUCAUGAUGCGUUCAUCAAGGCGGGGGAUCUGAUCAUUGUGUUUGCAUCGAGAGACAAGACGCCAAUGCCUCUCACCGUGACACCCGGAGAACACGUGUCCAACAUGUUUGGACACUUCCCCCACGAAGAUAUGGUCGGCAUGCCCUAUGGCAGCAAGAUGAUUUCAAAGAACAGCCGUGGAUAUGUCUACCUCCUUCGACCGACGCCCGAGCUCUGGACACUGGCAUUGCCACAUCGUACGCAGAUUCUGUAUUCGCCCGACAUGUCGUUCAUCUCCAUGAAGCUCAACAUGGGCCCUGGAAGUCGGGUCAUCGAAGCUGGCACGGGGUCGGGCAGCUUCAGCCACGUCAUCGCCCGCACAGUCGGCCGUGCCAAUCUUGGUUCGAGAUCGGAAUCCAACGGCAACACAGAGGCCAAGUGCAGUUUUUCAGAAAGGCAAGUGCCAAGGAAUUGGCAGGGACUUCCCAACCACCUGCAGCAGAGUCUCUCUCGAGGCAGAGGGCAACUUCGUGAUAAGGACGAAGUUGGCUCAGAAACAGCCGAAACUUUGACUGCCAGCUCUCCAAGAGAAGAAUCUGCAGCUGCGGCCGAGUCUUCAGCCUCUGCGACAACACAGCGACCUGAUACAGACCCUCACGUUCCCGAAGAGCACGGCAGACUAUGGAGUUUCGAGUUUCAUGAGCCGCGUGCCGACAAGGCGAGAGCCGAGUUUGCGGCGCAUGGUAUGGACAAGGUCAUUGUGCUCAACCAUCGCAACGUUUGCAAAGACGGCUUUGGUCUCACUGACGCUGCCGACUCGGUGUUCUUGGACUUGCCCGCGCCGUGGGAAGCGGUUGGACAUGCCACCAAGGCGUUGCGGCGCGAUACAGUGACACGCAUUUGCUGCUUUUCUCCGUGUAUCGAGCAGGUGCUCAAGACGGUCACGGCCCUCAAUGAGCACGGUUUUACCGAUGUCGAGACGUUCGAAUCACUGGUACGCACCCACGAGAGUCACGCUGCUGCUGGACCCGAGGUGAGCAUCGACGAGGCGAUCAGCCGUAUCCGCGUGGUCGAAAAGCGCAAAGAGGCGAGACGGUUGAUCCAAAUCGAAAAGGCUCGUAGCGCUAAGGCACAGACUACGGGUAAGCAUGAUGGUGCUGAUGACGGUGGCGACACUAGCAUGACAGAGCCCGUUGCUUCUACAAGUAUCUCUGAAUCAUCUAGCCUGAAGCGCAAACACGAUGAGCAGGGUGAAGAGGAAGAUGCAGGGCAAAACGACCUCGAGCAAGCAACGUCACAGGAGCAAAGGACGACGAAUACAACUCAAGACAAAGCUGCCAAUGGCACGUAUCAGCGCGGCGUGCAAGAAGGUAUCGCAGUCACAAAGAAGAAAGCGCGCAUGAUGCAACAGCAAACGCACCAAAAUCAGCCCAUUCAAGCGGCCACCGUCUACUCAAGACCUUAUUACGAGAUGCGGGGGCAUACGAGCUACCUCACCUUUGCGACGCUUCUUCCGCGCGACAUGACGGCUGGUCUCUGA
Messenger RNA from Mycosarcoma maydis (corn smut), 1554 nucleotides. RefSeq names its product tRNA 1-methyladenosine methyltransferase subunit GCD14. Gene Ontology annotation, cellular component: tRNA (m1A) methyltransferase complex; nucleus. The transcript has a single exon. Bases 1 to 1554 code for a protein of 517 amino acids. The record is from RefSeq and is a predicted model, not a curated record. Gene Ontology annotation, biological process: tRNA methylation. NCBI's taxonomy places the organism in Eukaryota, Fungi, Basidiomycota, Ustilaginomycetes, Ustilaginales.